This is a messenger RNA of Dichomitus squalens LYAD-421 SS1, 4092 nucleotides long. RefSeq lists its product as uncharacterized. NCBI's taxonomy places the organism in Eukaryota, Fungi, Basidiomycota, Agaricomycetes, Polyporales, Polyporaceae. The record is from RefSeq and is a predicted model, not a curated record. Gene Ontology annotation, molecular function: calcium-activated cation channel activity. Gene Ontology annotation, cellular component: plasma membrane. The coding region runs from base 1 to 4092 and encodes 1363 amino acids. The transcript is spliced from 16 exons.
AUGGCCACCAUUCAGAACAGACCAUUCUCCAAGGACUACAGCGGGCUCAUCAACCAGUCUGUUGUUGCUGGGGGCAUCUUGCUCGUCACUAUUACCGCCCAUGAGAUAAUGCGAAGGAAACGUCGGGGCAAGGGUCCCCAUGACGAGGGCUUGGGCAGCGUCGAGUCUUGGGAGUUUGGAUACUUGUACCAAGGCAGGUCAUGGGCCAAGCGACCGUCGCCGCCAUUGCCACGCAAAUGGCCACUAGGAUGGAUCAAGCAAGUCCUCACAUUUCCUGAGGACCGCUUCAACGAGCUCCGAGGUGUCGAUGCCUCGCUCUAUAUACGCUGGCUACGAGGAUGCUUCUGGUUCACGGGCCUCCAGUGCCUCUCAACCUUAGCCAUCCUCUUCCCCAUACAUGUCACCUUCUCUGACGGGACUGUCUCUUCCAAAUCCAUGACGCGCGCGUCGAUCUCCUCUCUGGUUACCACGCCAAAGGGACUCUCUCUACUCUGGGUUCAUAUUGUCUUGCUCGUCUGGAUUACCUUCACCUGGUUUGGAACCCUGUACUGGAUCUGCAAAGGGGCUUUCCACUAUAGGGCCCAGAAGAUCCUCGCCGCCGCCAAUCGCGCCGCUUCUGAUGUCCAAGCCGAACGACGCGCCCAAUAUGACCCUCACCCGCAUCCACAGUACCCCUUCCAUGCUCUACCUCCCUUGGACAACGACCACACCAACCGCGGGCUCCGGCUACGAACAGUAAUGGUCACCAAUAUUCCCCACUCGCUCCGGUCUGAGAAGGAUCUGAAGGAAUACUUCGAAUAUUACCUGUCGCGGCGGGUUGCACUGCCAGCCCUUGGUAUCACAUCAUCGACCCAGCCUGGCUUCUUGAACAAGACCUUCGCGUUCCUCUUUAACCGGGCCCGACGUAUCCCCACCCAGGUUCAUCUGACGCGCUUGUCUACGGGCGGGUCUGGUGGCGAGAACACUCCGGGUCGCUCUUCACCUACUCAGGAACCCAAACCAGGAGAGAACGGUCCCCCAGCUAUCGACCGCGUUGUCCUCGUUAGGAAGAUGAACGACCUGGCGUCGAUGCUGGAACGACGGGAGGAGACCCUUCGCCUUCUGGAAACCGCACACAUCAAGCUGGCGCGCAAGGCCCUCAUGGACGUGCAGGCUGCCAUCCAAAGACAGAACAGCUCUCCUGGCAUGCUCCGGACAGCGGUGCGGCGCAUGUCCGUUGCCGCCAUGCGAGGGAGUAUCUCGGGUUCUCUAGACGUUGACGCCGUCAAUCAGAGUGAUGAUGGGACGGAGGAGGGAGAGGACCGGAUGCAGCUCCUCAUCCGCACGCUCAGGCCUUACCUGCCUGCCUUGCAUACAGAUCUGGCUUCGGACGGUCGUUCUUCCGGAUGGCGCAGGCAUUUCGCGAAGAGCAAUCCGGACCUGGAAGCGGCGCACACGAAGGUCCGCGAGAAGGCACCGCAGGUCCCAGACGGGAAGACCGUUUGGGACGCCCUGCUCAGCCUCCCGCGGAGCACCCUCGACGCCUACCAGCCGCUCAUCCACCUCUCGUCGAUCUUCCGCGGGAAGACCGUGCCGGCGAUCGACUACUACACGGCGAAGCUCCAGAUCGUGACGAACAUGAUAUCGGAGAAACGGUCGAUGCCGUUGACAAAGUUCGAGCCCAUGUCGACGGCGUUCGUCACCUUCGUCGACCCGGCGGACGCGCGGAGGGCGUGCAAGUACCUCGCGGUGCACCCGGACAACCCCCUGCAGUGCUUGGUGACUAUGGCACCGUCGUACGAGGAUCUGGACUGGACGCGGCUGAUGAAGCCGACGUUCAGGGUGGAGUUCGUCAAAGACUGGGUGGUAGAGCUGGGCGUCUGGGCAUUCACGAUCUUCUGGGUUUUCCCGGUGACCUCCUUCGUCGCUCUCGUGAACAUUCAGAACCUGAGUACGCUUUGGCCGGGAUUGCUGAACUUCCUUUCUUCCCAUCAAUGGGAAGAGGAGCUCCUGCAGUCUUUCGUCCCCACAGUUUUGGUGUCACUGUUGUCGUUACUGAUCCCGCUGCUGCUUCUACUCAUUGCUAAGCGAGCACACACGAUCGCAACGCUGUCUGCUCUGCACGACCGUAUCAUGACGCGAUAUUACAAGUUCUUGGUUGUUAACGUUUUGGUUUUCUUCUGCGUGGGGACCGUGGCUCUGCAGUCGUUCCUGCUCUCGUUCAAAUCCGUCGCUACUAGUAAAGUGGUCAACGUUAUUGCUCAGAGCUUCCCGGUUGCUGCUCCAUUUUAUGUUGGCUGGUUCAUCUUCACGACUGCUAUGCACAGUGGACUCGAAAUUGCAUUGUGUGAUGGGCGUAAGUUCUGCGACCUACCUCUCAUCCUAUACCCCGCCACUCGACGGCAAGUCACGCCUCGCAAGCGCGCAAUGGGUAUCCGUCCGCGCACUUUCAACUACUACUAUUGGCUGCCUAACCACGUGCUCGUGAUGCAUGUUCUGCUUGUAUUCGCGUUGCUGAACCCUCUCGUGAUCCCUUUUGCCCUGGUGUACUUCGCGGUAGAGCGAACUGUUAUUAAGAAUCAGCUGCUCCAUGUCUAUGCGAAGAACUACGAGGGCAACGGUCAGAAGUUGCUUAUCCGGAUGGUCCGAUUCUCGCUGGAUGGGCUGAUCCUCGCGCAAGUCGUGUUCCUUGCAUACAUGGUUGUCAAUAAGAAGACUGUCAACGUGGGCAUCUCCGCUGUCCUUAUCAUCAUAACUGCCGCAUAUAAGAUGUUCCUCACUCGCCUCUGUCGCGCUCGUUUCGAACACGACGAUGAAUUAGAGGCUCAGAUUGUCUGCGGAACAGGACAGGCAACAGAGGACCUCAUUGACGAGGCAGCACCGACCAACAGCGAGGCCGGUCGAAGUGACCUGGAAGCGAGGCUCAGCGGUAACUCCAUGGGCAACGUCUGGCCGUGGCGUCUUCCUUUGAAAAUCAACUUCGCAUACGCUUCGAUUGCGAGGCGCCCGCACAACUCUCCGCGGCAUCUGCCAAACCCCUUUGGUCCCGUGCGGCGAUCGAGUUCUACGGUACCUCUUACACUUGCUUCUCCUGUCGAAGAAUCGCCUGCCAUCAGGCCGAUGCUGGAGACUUGUCGGGAGGUCAGCAAUGGAGGCGAGAGCCAAGCGGAUCAAGAGCAGACCGACCCCGCCGUUGUGUCGAAACAUCCUCCUCAUCCGGCCUGGGAAGACGAGUCUUCUCCGAACCAUACCUACGACAAUCCCUACUAUACCCGCCAUAUCGAGAACCUUUUAUGGCUACCGCGUAAUCCGCUCGGCAUCCUGAACCUUGAUGAUACUGUCGACCUUCGCAUAUCGUUGACGACUCAACCAGCGGCCGGGAGGUUGACUGCAUGGCGCGACCAGGAGUUCCUGGAGAGCGGCUUCUCGUUGCCGCUGGCUGCUGCGAGCUUCGCGAGUGACGACGAGGAUGCGGAGUCUGUGCAUCCGAGCUUCUACAAACGCUUAGACGGAUCGGAAGAGAUCCAACUCCCGCCUUUGAUCGCAUCCCGAAUCAGUAGCAGUAACCGAGAAGACGACGUCGAGACAGCCCCUGUAUACCGUCGCCAGUCCAAGCGGCGGAAGUCAACCCACAGUACUACGGGAUCCACGGGAUCGCACAUCGGCCUCGGGCGCCCCAGCACAUACGACGUUGGUUCGUCCCCCGGCUACCGCUCAAUGUCCAUAGGCUCCGCUGUCUCCCAAGCUAGCAGUCGAGGGGCGCCAUCGGGUCCGCCGUCCUCCUUGUUACCCGCGGGUUCUCAUCGUCGAAACCGCGCAGCUUCGAUGGACCACGAGCUCGGUAUGCGAAGAGUACGGAACUACCCGAGUUUGGGUGCGAGGUCUGCACUAUCCGUCAUUGAAGGGGCCCCCAUUCGCCCGUCACUCGCCGGACAAUACAGCAGUGGUUCUGCGGGCUCAAAAAUCAUCUCCGUACAGGAGGCGGUUUACGGUGUUGCAAUUGCCGAGGAAGAGGAUGCCGUGGAGGACAUUCGGGAGCGAGACGAGGAAGAGGAGGAGCAAGCCCAACAACCGAAAUCUUGGUUGACGUCUUGGAUGUUCCGACGCUCAUGA